Messenger RNA from Toxoplasma gondii ME49, 9696 nucleotides. Its product is annotated as CCR4-Not complex component, Not1 protein. The transcript has 11 exons. Gene Ontology annotation, biological process: nuclear-transcribed mRNA catabolic process, deadenylation-dependent decay. Gene Ontology annotation, molecular function: molecular adaptor activity. Lineage: Eukaryota; Apicomplexa; Conoidasida; Eucoccidiorida; Sarcocystidae. The record is from RefSeq and is a predicted model, not a curated record. The coding region runs from base 948 to 8636 and encodes 2562 amino acids. Gene Ontology annotation, cellular component: CCR4-NOT core complex; P-body.
CACGAGGAUAUCGUCGGGGGCAAAGCAGCGGGAGAACGCGGUGGCGGCAUUUACACAGUAUGUGGACACCCGCGAAAAAAAUGCACUCUUCCAGUUUCGUCGUGCUCUCUACCUCCGCUCACUGACCGCUCCCAGGUCUUUGACUGCCGAUCUGUUUGUAUUGGCUUUGACCCUCUGUCGGAUUCAGGUCCACUUUCCCUUGUUCCCUCCACCUUUUGGGACGCUUUCUUUUUUCCUUCUGUUUCUUCCGUCCCCUUUUUGUCAGCCUUUAAAAACUCGCCUGAUGCGCGCGUGUGCCGUUGCCUUUGCUCGUUUGCUUGUUGCUCUUCCGGUGUACGAUCACCCGGCACGGGUUUCAUCGCGGAUGUUCAAGGUGUUCUGCGUUUGCUAUUUCUGUACUCCCGGGCUGUAAAACUGAUCUCCUGUGUCGUAUUGCGUAGGAGAAUUUCUUUUUCAUCUUCUCCCCCCCAAAGGGGGGGGGACUCUUUCCUCCCUCGUCUCUUUCUUUUCGUUCGCCCCACUUCGUGCCGCUCAUUUGCGCAGGUUCAGUGGGGGCCAGUAAUUAGCCCGCACAUUUUCCGUUUUCCGUUUUUCCGCGUGUGUAUUUUGGUGCGUUUUCAGGCGCCGUUUUUUUGCCUCUGCAUCGUUACUCUCGCCACGGUUUUAUGUACAUUCGUUUCCCCGCCUGCGCUCCGUCGGUCUUCAGUCUUCCCAGCUCAUUCGUUCGUCGUCGUGGAUUCCAUCUGUCUCUACGUCUUUUCUUCUCUAGCCAUCGUCGUCGGUGUUUUCUCUCUAAACUGCUUUCCGUGUCUCUGUGACCACUGUGUCGGCGUCAGACGGUGGGAAGCUCUCCAACGCCUCGCGCGCUUCUCGCCAGCCACGACCUAAGACUCACAUCUACCCCGGCUCAGACUCUCCUUAUUUUCGCACCCCGCAACUUCCCCGCCAUGGGGGAUCCAGGUGGAGGCGACUCGGUCUUCCCUUCGCUCAAGGCGACUGGAUCUUCAGCCACCGGUCCAUCUACAGGCACGAGCUCACAUUCGGGAGCGGGGGGCUCUACGUCCGGCAACGCAGUUUCAGCGUCUGCGACGAGUUUCGCCGGUUCCUCCACGGGGACAGGAGCGUCGCUUGGCUCGGGUUCUGCUACGAACAACAACAGCGGCCUAGGGACUGAACAUAAUGCUCAAAACGGAGAGGAGGGGACCUCUGGCAAGGCCCCGAUGACCGGGUCCCCCACUGCAGGCGGCGUCUCCUGUUCGGCCGCGUCGGCGGGCGAGGCGGACGGAGUGUCUCUUCGGGGCCCUCCCGCGCAAGCAGCCUCGGCGACCGGCAACGAGAACGGAGCAAAAAAUGGACCGCCUGGCGGAGGAGCCGCAGGCGCCCCUGUCUCACAGGCACAGCAGCUCCUCGCUGUCGCCGGCAAGCCUGCACAGGAUUUCGAAGCUGAGGUGAACAGCUGCUUCCAGAAAAUGUACUCAGGCAUCUACUCCGUGGACAUGGUAGUGGCGCUUCUGCAACGUCUGUCUCAGGCUCCACCGGGCUCCCGAGACAGCAGUUUGUUCGUGUCGAUGAUUCGAACUCUCUUCUUUGAAUGUCGCCACUUCCCGAAGUACCCCCCUCACGAGUUGGCUCUGACAGCCGAGCUGUUUGGCCAGCUGAUUCACCGCCACGUCCUCAUCAACAGCGGCAACUCUCUGAUGAUUGCGUUGCGCUGCGUGUUAGAGGCGAUUCGCAAGGGUCCGACCUCGAAAAUGUUUGUCUUUGGGAUUGCAGCUCUCGAACAGUUUCUGGACCGCAUCUUCCUCUUCCCUCAGUUCCUCGUCGCCCUUGCCUCACUCAGCGAACUGCAGCAGCAGCAUCCGCAUUACACCCACUAUGCACAAUCUGUUCUUCUUCUGAUUCCGGAAAAGUACCACAGCCUCGUCGUUCUAGAUCCGAGAAUCGCAGCUUCUCUCCCCCCCAUGCCGGACCUGCCUCCUGUGGUGGGCGUCGCUGCGGCAGCGCGACAAGCCGCUGGGACAGGCAUCGGCGAGGUGACCCAGACGUCGGAGCCGCCGUCUGGCUCUUCGAUCUCCACGAUGUUGCCUCCACCACACGGACUCCAGCACCCCGUGACGGCCUCGAUUCAACAGCAGCUGGCAGCUGCCGCAAAGAUGAUGAACUUGUCUUCGUCUCCGCCAGCGGCUCCGGGCAACAGCGGGUCGGCGUUAAACUUGGCACACAACUCGUCUUUGCUUCAGGGCAACCCCGUUCCAACUCCGCCCCUGGCUGCGUCGCCGACUCAGAACGUUUCAGGAAAUCCUGGGAGUCUCCCUGGACUGGGACAGGCCAACGUGCCGGCCAGCGGGACAGGAGCCGUGGGGAACAAGGCAGGACUGUCGGGGCUUGGGAACGCGGCGGGGUCGAUUUCACACACAGGGACCCUUGGAGGCGUGUUGGGCGCAGGGGCGUUGCUGCAGGGCGUCGGCCUUGGUCAAGUCGAGGGCUUGAUGAACGACCACGACAUCACCGCGAAGCUGGAGCAGCCGCCGCAGUGGGUGGCUGACCAGGUCAUUGCGGUCUGCAACAGCGUCUGCGAGGGGAACGUCGACGACAAAGCGGAGAGUUUGAAAGACGUUUUGACGGAGGAACAUGCCCCGUGGCUGACGUACUACAUCGUGAAGAGUCGAGCCGCGAAGGAACCCAACCUACACGGAAUCUUUGUUCUCUUCAUCGAAAAAUUGAAGCUCCCAGGCCUCUGGGACGCCGUCAUUAACAUGACCUACGACUGCAUCCAUGUCCUCCUCAAAUACGUCGACGAAGCCAAGGAGUCGAGCUCGUAUCGAACUCUGCUAAAAAACCUCGGCCUGUGGCUCGGAUCCAUCACUCUAGCUAGGAACCGACCGUUAAAGUCGAAGCGCAUGGACCUGAAGCAGCUGUUGUUCACGGGGUACGAGCAGGGACAUCUUGUGGCUGUUCUGCCGCUGGUGUGCAAGAUUUUGGAAGGCAUCAAGACGUCGAAGCUGUUCAAGCCGCCGAAUCCGUGGACUGUGGCGGUGAUGUCGCUUCUCGCCGAGAUCCACUUGCAGCCGAACAUUCGAACAAAUUUGGUUUUCGAGGUUGAAGUUCUUUUCAAGCACCUCCACCUCAACGUGUUGGAGUACCAUAACCGCACAGACCACUUGACGAAGCGGUCGCCGCCUCCGGGCUCCGCGGACUUCGUCGUCCGCGCCGCGGCCGCGGGUGUGGCGCCUGCAACCGCAGCCAGCGGGCACCUUGGAGCGGCAGGCGGCGGCAUUCCGCCAGGGCCCCAGGCGACUGCAGGGCGCCCCGGAACGGCGGCCGCCAGCGGGGGAGUUCCAGGAGCCGUACGCGGCACGCCGGGCUCGAUGGUCGGACGCCUCCCUGGCGGCGCUUCGGGCCUGUCUCUGAACGCUGUUGCAGCCGCGGCUGCCCUUGGCUUGGGACCCGCAGGAGGCGCCGGCGCCCCCGGCUCGGGCGCUGACCCCUCGUCCUCGCGCCUCGGCGCGCAACACCGCAGGGGCCUGCAGGGCCUUGGACCCGGAGCUCUCGGGCAACUGGACGCCGCGUCUGGAGCCCAUGGGCGCCUCAUGGAGGCGGCGGCCGCCGUGGCCUCGGCCGCCGCGGGCAUGGGCCGGCACGGCGGCACUUCGGGGACAGGUGCCUCCCUCGGCGGGACGCCGCAGGCCGGCGUGGCUUCCGGCCCUCCAGUGCCCGGCGUUGGGCUCCAGCAGGGCCCAGGGGGCGCGGGAGGAAACGCGCAGAACGUGGGGGCGACAGGCGUCGGAAUGCUCCAAAGUCCGAACCAAGGAGAGGGAGGAGCAGGGCCCAGUCCUGAUGGGCUUGAGAUCGGUGGCCACCUGCGUGUGGGCUCUGACGACGGCGCCGGGGGGGUCCUGGCCCUCGGGGGCGGAAGGGACGGUCACCACCUGUCGGUGGGUGAGCCCGGAUCCGGCGCGGGCCUUAUGGGAGGCCCAGGAGGUGGUGGCUACGGUGGCAUGGGCCAGCACGGUGGACCGCCGUCCACUCACCCCGCUUCGUGGUCUUCAUCGCUCUUCCAGGGCGGAGGUGGAGUCAUGACUCCUCCGCCCCACUACCCUCACGGGGCCCUGCUGCCCCUGCUGGGGUCUCUGGGGGGGUCGGGGACGGAGCAGGGGUCGAGUAUCGGGUCCUCGGGUGUGUUCCAGCCCGAUCGGCUGCUCCAGAAUCUCAGCCAGAGCGUCGUCAUUUCUCCCUCAAUUGCUCUACUCAGCAUUCAACCCAACCUGCGCCCUCUGGUGCCGCUGGCGGUGGACAGGGCCAUCAGAGAGAUCAUUUCCGCUGUCGUCGAGCGCUCAGUGACAAUCUCUUGCGUGACGACGCGGGAAUUGGUGUGCAAAGACUUCUGCAUGGAGAGCGAGGAGUCUCUCGUGAAGCGAGCGGCGCACCUCAUGGUGGCUUCUUUGGCGGGGUCUCUUGCUCUCGUCACAUGCAGAGAGCCUUUGCGAGUUUCCCUCAGUCAGAAUCUGCGCCAGCUGCUGCAGCCUGCGGCUUCGAGCGACUGCAAUGACCAGGUGUUGAUCGAGCAAGUUGUCCAGAUCGUGUCGGCGGAUAACCUCGAGCUGGGCUGCUCGCUAAUUGAGCAAGCCGUCGUGGAGAAAGUUCUUCGGGACAUCGAGCAGACGAUGCAGCCUGCGCUUCUGGUUCGGCGCCAGGCGCGAGAGCGGGGCAUCCCGUUCGUAGACACGAACUACAUCAAUAGCAGUCGGUGGACCCUGAAUCUUCCGGAGCCAGUGAAGCUGCGCCCCGUGCUGAACAACCGGCAGCUGCAGGUGUACAAGGAUUUCUUGAGCAUCGGGCCUCUGAAGAAGAUGCAACAAGAUAACGCGGGUCCAAACAGCGGGAUGAUGUCGGGCAGCGGGCCGCACGGCGCACAGACCGGGGGCCUGGGCGCGCCGGGAUCGACGCCGGGGCCUCUCCAGGGGGCUGGCGGGGCCUCCGCGGCUGGCGGGGCGGCGCAGAUGGGGUUGGGGGCAAACAGCGGAAACUCAGGGCUCGUGGGAGCGUCGGGCUCCGUCCCACCCCACACCCACCAGCUGGGUGCGGUCAUGGGCGAGGGGCCCUCCGGCGCGUUUCAGGGCCUGCCGGGGCGAAACCUGAUUGGGCCGAGCAACGCGUCGAGCUUCCUAGGGCGAGAAAACAUGCUUCACCAGCACCUCGCCCAACAGCACGCGGCUCGACUUCUAGGCCAGCAGCAGGGGAACAAGUUUCUGGCCUCCCUCGGCCACCCGCAGGUGAACGCCGCGUCUGGUCCACCCGGCGGGCCUUCUUUGGCGGGCGCGGGAGGUGCAAACGCAGGCCAGCUCCUCGUCCAAAACACCGGUGAGGGCGGACGAGUCCUAGGGUCACCGGCGGGGACCAGCGUGGCGAGCGCCAGCAUCGGGUGCGGUGUGCGCGAGCCGAUCCUCCUGCAGCCCAUGGGCGAGGCCCAUUUGUCCACUGUUAUGGCCAGGCUGGAAGACUGUCUUGUGCAACUCAGAGACGUGGUUCGGGAUAUCUUCACAUGUCCCCCGAUCGUGCCUACGCCCUCUACCGUGGACACGUACUCGACGCCAGCAGGCAGCCAAGUCUGUGCACUGCCAGUGCCCCAUUGCGCGACUCCAGUGCUGACAGUGUUCGCAUGCUUACCGUCAAAUCACGAAGUGUUCCAGCUGAUUCUCGCGGUCUCGGCCAUCGCAGGCAGCUGUCCGCGCGUAGAGGAAGUCGCCCCGGCACUUGCCCACAAGCUCAUCAAGAGUGUGUUUGAGGGCGCGUCUCUGGCGGCAAGCAGAACGAGCCACAACGCGAUCCGAGGCAUUGACCCGACAGGUCUUUACAUGGAAGUUUUCUUCGCUGUUCUUGCGGCGCUCCGGCGCCAGAGCGACGUGGUGUCGAAGCUGGCUGGAGAGGUCCUGAGUAUCUCGUGCUCCUCCGCGACGAUACCACCGAAGAAGAGCAACACGACCGUCGCUGCGGGUCUUGUGCGCUACCGGCUCGUGAGCUUGGCGGCGUUCGACCUGGUCCUUGCGAAUCACCUGGACAACGGAAGAAACGUGGCGGUUCUGGAAUUCAUUCUCGCCCUUCUCAAGACUCUCCUGGAUCAGAAGGCCAUCACCCCAGCUGACUUGCCGACCACCUUCAAGACUCUCGCAGAGGCGCCUGCGACGACGCUGCCUGCUAAGCUUGUCCAGCUCAAGGGAUGGCAGCCGCUGCCCAUGGCAGAGGCGCGGACGAAGCUCGUGGAGGCGUUCCGCGAGGACCAAGAAGAACGAAAGAAGAGUCCUCACGAGCGCCUGACGACGAUGACGGAGCUGAUGGAGUCGUACUACAGCGUCAACCCGGUGCGGGUCCGCAGUUUGCCGUGUCUGCCGGUGACCCCUCAGAAGGACCGCCAGCUGAUUACGAUGAUUUUCGGGGAGUGGCUUCGCUUCUGCGCGUGCGUGAGUCCGUUUGGGGGUCCGAACGGCGACCGCGGCGCCUCGACGCUUGGGGCCCAGGGCGGCGCAGGCGGCGGGACCAGUGGGAACUUUGGAAACACCGACAGUGCGUCUCUUCUUCGCGCGACCUUUUUCCAGCGAGUGUCUCAUCAGGGUCUGUUGCGCAUGGACGAAGACACAGAUCGGUUCUUCGCGGUGUGCGUAGAGGAGGCCAUUGCUCGCUCGCUGCGGUUCCGAGAGGACUCCAAGAGUGCAGCAGAAGAGACCUCUGAGGACGGCUCAAAGGCUGGAGACAAGAGCGAGGGAGCCGCGGGGGCGAAGUGUUCGGGCGAGAAUGCAAAGGGGGCGAAAGCACCCGCGGGAGAGCCAGAGGCUGAGGCGAAAAAGGAUGAGCAGAAAGGGAACGUAGAGGAAGCGAAGGAAGAAGGCCGGGCCGCCGAAGAAUCGGAGACGAUGUCUAGAGCCGCAGACAGGGAAGAGGCGUCGAAACCCGGAAAGGGGGCAACCUCGCUUGCGGCCAAGAACGAGAAGAGCGAGGGAGAAAAGGAACCUUCUAGCGAAGCGGGCGAAAAGGGAGCGCUGGGGCCGAGCCAGGCUGGAGGCCGGCGCCUCUCGGCUGGGCUCGCCUCUUGUCCCAUUCUUGAGUAUGACUCGGCAACCGUUACCCCUGAGAGCCUAACGGCCAUGCAGACACCACCGGAGGAGACAGAGCCGCUGCUCGACUUGACACCUCUCGAUGCGAUGGCCAAGAUGAUUGUGGGGAUGAUGAGACUCGUCGACCCCGUCCAGAUCUCUCCGGUGAUGAUUCUCCAGCGGGCUUUGGGCAUCGUCUGCCGACACAUCCACAUGGAGGCGGAGCGUCUAGGCCCAGCUUUCAACCAGCGGCCGUACUACCGUCUUCUUUUGGCGAUUCUUCUGGAAAUAACAGCUCCGGCGACGAAGGACGGCAACGGCUCAGGCGGCGCUCAAGCCGGCGCGAGCGGUGCGAGCGGGAGUGACGGCAAGGCGGUCUUGGGGGGCGGUGUGAGCGAGAGCCAGGUGUUGCCUUCGCUGUUGUCUUUCGCGGAACAUUUAGCCCUUCUGAGUCCGACGCGUGUACCGGCCUUCGCAUUUGCUUGGCUCGGCCUCGUGGGCCACCGCCUGUUCAUGCCGCGCCUGCUGAAGAGCGGCCGCGGCUGGGCGACUCUCCACCGGCUGCUGCUGCUUCAUCUCGAGUUCCUGCAGCCGCUUCUGCGGAACGUCGCGCUCUCCGACAGCAUUCGCCUCCUGUACAAGGGUGCGCUCCGCAUUCUCCUUGUCCUGCUCCACGACUUCCCGGAGUUCCUCUGCGAGUACCACUUCUCGUUCUGCGACGUUCUGCCGCUGAACUGCGUGCAGCUGCGGAACGUGGUUCUCUCGGCCUUCCCGCGAAAUAUGAAACUCCCCGAUCCGUUCCUACCAAAUUUGAAGGUCGACCUGCUUGCGGACAUAAAGACGGUGCCCCGGAUUCUCUCGAGCUUCACCGUCACGCUCCUGCAGAAGGGCUUGAAGAAGGACAUCGACGCGUUCUGGCAAACCCGGGACGCGGCGCUGCUGCCGCAGAUGAAGGCCAAGUUCCUCGUAGAUCGCGAGAGCGCCGUCCGAAUCGGCACCAAGUACGACGUCUCGCUCCUCAACGCCUUCCUCCUCUACGUUGGCACGGGCGUCCCCGAGAGGGUCGGAGCCAGCGAUGGACCCGCCCUGAUCAUGGACGCGAUGCUCGGUAUCGCCAGCCUCGGCGGCGCGUCCGGGGCGCGGGGCGAACUGUCUCCGUCUUUGGAGAUUCUGCUCUACAUGUCGAAGGAACUCGACAUGGAGGGUCGCUACCUCCUCAUGUCUGCUCUCGCGAACCACCUGCGGUACCCGAAUGCCCACACGCACUACUUCUCGUGCGUCCUUCUGUGGCUCUUUGGCGAGUCGCGCGAUGAGCUGAUCCAAGAACAAAUCACUCGCGUCCUCCUAGAGCGCCUCAUCGUCCACAGGCCGCACCCUUGGGGGCUCCUCAUCACCUUCAUUGAACUCAUCAAGAAUCCAAGGUUCAACUUUUGGAGUUGCUCUUUCGUUUCAGCUGCACCGGAGGUGGAGAAACUUUUCCAGUCUGUUGCUCACACGUGUUUGGGUCAAAGUGGAGCCCAGCAGCUGCAGCAGCAACGCCGGCGCUGACGUUCUUUGCUUCUCCGUUUUCUGUCCUUUUCUGUAGUCUUGUAUAGUCGUUGUCUGUGCGUCUGCGCUCUUCAAUGAACUGAGUGUUUUUCCUGCGGGCGAGGGCGAGGGUGAGUCCAUGUCUCUUGGGAGAAGAGACACCGCGCGCGCCGGCAGGCAAGGCAACGAAGAGUUUGGAAACGUGGACAGUUUGAUUUUUUCAUUCUUCGCGUGUCGCGGUCGAGCAGUGUGGAGGCGCGUGAAUGUGGGCAAUCAGUUGUUGGCAGCUUCCCCCUUUUUGGGCCCGGACAGUUUGUUUUUUCAUCCCGUGUAUCGUGCCCCCGUCGUGUGUCUGAUCUUUCUUUUCCGCAAGCGGGCUGUUUUGAGACGUCGUGGCGAAUGUGCGCACACGGUUUGCGUGUAGAGUUGCUCUUGGGGCAGUAAGAGAAGAUGUGAUUCCAGAACGUCCCGUCGAGUAGAGAGUGACUGGUGCGAAUGAUGCUGUGCCGGGAUAGGGACUACUUUUCCGGCCGUCGUCGUCUUUUAUGCAGAUACCUUCCGCAAAUGUCAAGAGUAUCGAGUUGUCCUUGUGCAUGCGAUUGUCUCUCCCCCUCACGCCAGUCGAAACUGCUCCGUGAGCAGCAGAGAUUCUGGAACAGUAAACGUUCCCCUCUCUCUGCAGGCAACGGGCUUGAUGGCGUCCCUUCUGUUUCAUGUCUGUUGAGUUGUGUGUCGCUGUCUUACAUCGUACUGAUGGCCGUAGAAGUUCUGCUCUUUUUGAUGUUGUUUCGUCGCAGUUGCCCGCACAGCCGGAGCUGUGUAUCCGGAGUUCCGUCUCCGGUUGUUUCCCCGUGUUCAUUCAUGACUUAUGUACAUACAACACACCCAUAUGCAUGAACUCGCUGAACCGUCUACUCUUUCGUGCCCAGUGGAACUUCUCCCACCAUCAUGUGGUUUUUUUGCCGUGAGAAAACAUCAUAGCGAGUUAUUACAUGCAUAGACGCAUCGCAGUAGUUAUGCUAAAGAAAUCCGACGCAACUCUCCCAUUGACCCUGUCUCUAAGGACAGCGGCGUGAUGGUC